GUCCUGCACAGCCACGAUUAUCGCAAGCCGACAGGGUUCGAAAACAAGAGAGUUUUGGUGAUCGGAAUUGGCAACUCGGGUGGUGACGUCGCCACUGAACUGAGUCGGUGUGCUUCUCAAGUGUACCUGAGCACCAGACAGGGGACAUGGAUACUGCACCGUGUGUCGGACAGUGGGCUCCCACUAGACAUGUUGAUGUCCAGACGCGUGACUCUGUGGAUGAAGGAAGCUUUUCACUCCUCUCUGGUCAAUGGGGUCAUCAGAUGGAAACUGAACUCACGGCUUGACCACGAUCUGUACUGCAUCCGCCCUUCCUACGAGCCACUCCAACAACACCCAAUGGUGAAUGACGACAUGCCAAACCGGAUUAUCUGUGGUGCAAUUUUGCUCAAAGCCGACGUAAAAACCUUCACCGAGACCGGCGUGGAGUUCGUGGAUGGAACCUCGGUGCAAGACAUUGAUGUGGUUGUCUUGGCAACUGGAUAUUCUUUUGGAUUUCCCUUCAUAGAUAAAGAGGUGAUGAUUUGUUGGAAGCUGUUCGUCACUGAUCCAGUUCUAGCCUUCCACGUAGUCUUCGGCCCCUCCACGCCCUACCAGUUCCGGCUGUUCGGUCCCGGCAAAUGGCAAGGGGCGAGAAAGGCCAUCGUGGGACAAUGGGACAGGAUCUACGCACCGCUCAAGACGAGACCAAUGAGCAAAGCCAACUUCAUAGGAAUCUUGGGAAACCCAGUCGCUCUAUUGGGCUUGGUUAUUCUGGUGACAGUUCUGCUCUUGGUGGUUUUUUAGUGGUUAGGUUACGGAACUCGUAACCGUGGGGUUGCGGGUUCAGAGUUCAGAGGUUCGAGGCUCUGGCCCGAUGGUGUGUCCUUGGGAAAGGCGCUUUACACAAAUUUUCCUCACUCCACCCAGGUGUACAUGGGUACCCGGCCAUAGACAGCGAAAGAUCUUGUCAGUAUGUUUGUGCUUUUGAGCCAGUAAACAUGGCAGUGUGCACUGCGUGUAUGCUUCUGCGAGCACCGCAAAACCUCUACUAAAACAAACAAAAAAUCUCAACUUCCUGGGAAGCAUACAUACAAACGCACAAACAUACUUUUGCGCCAGCAAACAUGGCAGUUUUGAUGCUAUCAGGUCUGCUGGGAUUACAAUAUAGAUCGUAAAGCGCAUAGAGCUUGUGUUGGGCGGACAUUUCCUCUAUACGAAUGCUAUUUAUUUUUUAUAAUUUUCUAAUAACCGUGAUAUUUAUUUUAACAAAAAUAAAAGCUUAGCUUGAAUGAAUGUAUUGUAUUAUUAUGUGAGUUUGAUGAACUUCUCGACUUACAGACCCAGUGGUUCUUCAAAUGGAGUUGCUGUUAGUCUUCUGACAUUCCCUGGUGUCUCUUCGUAAUUUUAAAUAUACAUACACACUUGUUUAUGUACGUGUGUGGUGUGUGUUUUAGCACUGUGCUAGCGC
Molecule: messenger RNA, 1450 nt
Organism: Aplysia californica (California sea hare)
Lineage: Eukaryota; Metazoa; Mollusca; Gastropoda; Aplysiida; Aplysiidae
Product: putative dimethylaniline monooxygenase [N-oxide-forming] 6
Exons: 4
Molecular function (GO): NADP binding; N,N-dimethylaniline monooxygenase activity; flavin adenine dinucleotide binding
Source: RefSeq, a predicted model, not a curated record